This is a messenger RNA of Spirodela intermedia, 3073 nucleotides long. The record is from the annotation of a GenBank genome assembly. Lineage: Eukaryota; Viridiplantae; Streptophyta; Magnoliopsida; Alismatales; Araceae.
AUGGGUUGGGGUUAUAGAGAUACAUUUUUCGUGGCUAUCCUCCUUAUUUUAACUACAAUCUCCUCUUCAUUAGAUUCGCCCCCCACAAGUUUCAAUAGAGAUGGAAAGAAAGAGAAAUUCUCAGAGACUGGAGAAGAGAUUAAAUGGUUGUAUGAGGAGUGGCUAGUUUUGCAUGAUAAGUCAUACAAUGAGCCCAGCGAGAGGGACCAUAGAUUUGAGAUCUUCAAAAAAAAUCUUCACCUUAUUGAUGAACACAAUCGCCUUAAGAACACCAGCUCAUAUACCCUUGGCCUCAACCAAUUUUCCGAUCUCACUUAUAAAGAAUUUGCUUCCCAUUAUCUGAAUAUCUACACUAACACAACUGAACAGUUCAUCUUCUCUGAUAGUGAUCGAUACAUGUACAAGGAUGGCGAGAUACUGCCUGAUUUCGUAGAUUGGAGAUCCCGUGGUGCUGUGGGCCUCGUGAAGGACCAAGGAAGAUGCAGUAAGUUUUUUCAGUAGCUCUUGCACACUCACGUAACUUUCCUCAAAGUCAGAUGAUUUUUUUUUUACACAAUGUUCUUUAUGUGUAAAAUGAUGCAUCAAGAUUUUAUUUUCAAAAUAUGUGUUAACAAACAUAUGUACAUAGGAUUUUAGUUUUUCAAGAAAUAUCUUUUCUAGGUUCAUCGUGAACUAUUUUUUAUCAAUAUAUGACAUGAAUUUAUUUUAAAAAUUCUAAAAUCUAUAUGGUAUUUCUAUAGGCUCUUUGUCAAAUCAAUUUAUUUAUUUUAUUAAUUUUAAUCUAUCAAUACAUUCAAUUACUACAAUAAAAGUUCAGCGAUUAGAAUAUUUUUUAUAAUAUUGACAUUAUUGUCAACUUGAUAUUAUGGACUCACAUUGUGUUUUAUUUUGAAUUUAGAGUGUUGUUGGGCAUUUUCUGCUAUUGCUGCCAUUGAAGGGGUAAAUCAAAUCACUACUGGUGAAUUCGUAACUCUUUCAGAGCAGCAAAUAUUGGAUUGUGAAAUGACAAACACUGGAUGCUGCAAAACUGGCUAUGUUAACUAUGCCUACGAAUUUGUCAUUAUGAAUGGAGGCAUUGACACGGAUACAAGUUAUCCAUACCAUGGCAAAAAGAAGAAAUGCAAGUGGAACGGUGUAAGCUAUCUUCUAUGUAAUCCUUAAUUUCAAUGCUUAUUUAUUACAUGGCUAAUUCUUUGUCGAUGUCUCAAAAGGAAACUGUUGUGGGCAUUACAAACUAUGAAUUCAUUCCACGGUAUAGCGAGAGAUCUCUACAGAAAGCAGUGGCAAAUCAGCCUAUAAGUGUUGUGAUUCGCACGCAUUGCAUAGCUUUCCAAUUCUACAAAUCAGUAAGCUCAGUCUGCCGGAAAUAUUUCUAUCAUACUGUAAUGUUGGGAAAUAUUUCCAACUUCAUAUCUACAUUGAUGCAUCUAAUAUAGAGAAGUUAAUUACGAGAUACCAACUGAUCAAAAUUCUGAAUGGAUUAAACUUCAGUGUCAAUAAUAUGAAGGGAAACGAAUAAAUCUGACAACACUAAACACUUUGGUCUCAAGAUUUUGCAUGUUUUAUUGAAGACUAUGCCAUCUGACAUACUAACAUCAUUUCAGUUAUAAAUAGGAAAUAAUGACAGGAUCGUACUACCAUUUUUGGCUUGGAUCAAGUAUUCUUAUUUUCUAGAACAAGUAUUCUAACUUGUUAUAUAAUUUAGAGACAAAUCUACAGAAAACCUUACACAGUUCCAUGCAUAAUUACAAAAAUAGAGCUUUUAUCAAUGUGGCAUUGAGGCACAUCAAAAAGAAUCAUCAAUGAAAUUGAAAUUGCAUCACUCAAAAUGUUGUCAUGAUUCUAGAUAUGGAACAAAAUAGAAUAUUUCAUUGGAAUGUAUAAUACAUAACAUUAUGUUGAGUUUGAAGUGUUUGGGUACAUCAAUUGUCAGCAAUCAACUUUUGUACUAGCAAUUUGAUGUUCCAAACAUAUUAGUAAUAUGAUGUAAUAAGUUAGUGCUUUGAACAUAAACCUUGCAUGGUUUUUCAACAUAAUGUGUGUGAAUAUGUACAUUCCAGAAAUAGAUGAAAAACUUAAUAAAGAUUAACCUAUGGAUGAACAAUGAUACACUUAAUUUGAGUAUGCAACCUUCCAAGAGUUCAUUCCUUAAAGUUGAUUUUUCUUUAUUUUACAUUCCUUAGCAUUAAGUCAAAUCAUGGAAAACUACCUUCAGAAUAAAAUCAACAAUACUCUAAAGAAGAAACACCAUGUUAGGCCGCAUCCAUUUGAUAUUUACAUUAUUUUGAAUACACUAGGACAAGAUAUUGGGAAGGAAGAAUAAAUAGUAAUAUAGACAAAAAGAUGGCAUCAUAUUUUAUUUUAUAUUAUUUUAAGAUGUUAUCUUCCAUCACAAAUCUUUCUUAUUGGUUUCUUGUACCCGAAAAAAAUGUAUUUAACUUUUUUUGAUGUAGAGAUAUUUCCAGGAUAAUCACUUUUUCUUUUUAACAUUGAUAAAAAUGGAAAAUUCUAUCUUUAUAUUUAGUCCCCAUUUCAUGAUAUUUCACCCUUAGCCAAAAUAAUUCUGCAGCUUUUAUGAUGAUAACUUCAAGUGGGAUUUUCUAUAUGUCUAUCUAUAUGGAAUCCAUGUUAGCGUCCCAUUCCCUGUGCUGAAAAUAUAGGCAUUAAGAAGUAGAGAAACUUUGUUGACUACAUUGUAUGACCAUGGAAUGCUCUCUUGUAUAGUUGUUCUAAGUUAACACUUAAGUCUUCUAAAACUUGGAAAUUUGAUUUUUUGAAAAGAUGAAUAUCCAUCUAACAUUUUAUAGACUUUCUUCAACUGACCUUAUUUCUUAUCUUUUAGGGAAUAUUUAAUGGACCAUGUGGAAAAAAGCUAAGGCAUGCCAUGGUUGUAGUUGGAUUUGGCAAUGAAAAUGGAGAAGAUUAUUGGAUAGUGAAAAACUCAUGGGGAGACAAAUGGGGAGAGAAUGGCUACAUCAGAAUGAAACGCAAUGUUGAUAAGCCUGCUGGUGUGUGUGGAAUCACUACAUAUGCAUCAUAUCCUUUAAUGACCUACUCCUCUUUAAGCAAUUAG